CCACGGCGCCCAUCGCGCCCCGCGACCUGCUCGGCUGCCCGCGCUGCCGAAGGCUGCUGCACAAGCCGGUGACCCUGCCGUGCGGGCUCACGGUCUGCAAGCGCUGCGUGGAGUGUGGGCCCGCGCGGCCGCAGGCGCGGCGCGUCAACGUGGUGCUGAGCUGCGUGCUGGAGAAGUGCUUCCCCUCCGAGUGCCUGCUGCGCAAGCUGGCGAGCCAGGCGCGGACCCUGCAGCGCCAGCAGCAGCCCGAGGCCGCUCUGCUCAGGUGCGACCAGGCCCUGGAUCUGGCUCCUGAUGAUACCUCAUUAUUGCUGCUGCGAGCGGAUUUGCAUUUAACCAUGAGGAACUAUGAGCAGGCCCUGCAGGAUUCUGGGAUAGUUUGUCAGAAGGAACCUCUCUUGACUAAGGGGCACCACAUAAAAGCUCAGGCUCUUUGUGCACUGGGAAGAAGUGAGGAAGUGUUGAAGGAAUAUCUCUACUGCCUUGCUUUAAAUCCUGAUUGUAGCACCAUGAAGAAAGAAGCACAGAAGGCAGUGUGUGAGGUGUUUUUUCCACCUUCAGAAAACGUACGUCAGCACACCAAGGCUUGCAUCCAAAGCAGAGCAAAGGCUCCGUGUCGUGGCCGGAAAAACAAGCCGCUGCCACCACAGUCCGCAGAAGGUGGUAACUCAGGGAGUCCUGAGAAUGCAUCUGAGAAAACUGACGUCUUUCGAAAUGCCAAUUCUUCGGUCUUGUAUUUUAUACUGGGUCUACACUUUGAAGAGGACAAGAAGACAUUAGAAAGCUUACUGCCAGAGAAACCCAGCACCGGCUUAAAGAGACAGCAUCCGGAUGAUACGGAGGAUGUUCGUGAACUUAGUGCUCCUGGAAAGAUUCCUAAGAAAGAUGCAGAUGCCUCAUCUGAAAAGAAUGUGAACUCUAAGACAGGAGAAGGUCCAGAGCUCCCGAUUGAUGUAACUGACUUUGAGUGUGCCCUUUGCAUGAGGUUGCUCUUUGAGCCUGUCACCACGCCCUGUGGACACACGUUCUGCCUCAAAUGCCUGGAGCGCUGCCUUGACCAUGCCCCACACUGUCCACUGUGCAAGGACAAGCUCUCGGAAUUGUUGGCAAGCAGAAAUUUUAAUAUAACUAUUCUGGCUGAAGAAUUAAUAUUCCAAUAUUUAUCAGAUGAAUUGACGGAUAGGAAGAGGAUUUAUGAUGAAGAAAUGUUGGAACUAUCACAUCUGACCAGGGACGUGCCCAUCUUUGUGUGUGCCAUGGCCUUCCCCACGGUCCCCUGCCCGCUCCAUGUCUUUGAGCCCCGCUAUCGGCUUAUGAUAAGAAGAUGUAUGGAAACUGGCACCAAACGAUUCGGCAUGUGUCUGUCGGCUGAGCAUGCCGGGAUUUCCGAGUACGGCUGCAUGCUGGAGAUCAAGGAGGUCAGAACCUUUCCUGAUGGAAGCUCCGUUGUGGAUGCCAUCGGAGUCAGUCGGUUCCGAGUAUUAAGCCACCGUCACAGAGAUGGCUACAACACGGCGGACAUCGAAUACCUGGAAGAUGAAAAGGUGGAAGGUCCGGAGUAUGAAGAACUGGCUGCUCUUCAUGAUUCUGUUUACCAGCAGUCCGUGUCCUGGUUCGCAUCUCUUCAGGACCACAUGAAAGAACAGAUCCUAAGUCAUUUUGGGUUAAUGCCUGACAGGGAACCUGAGCCUCAGAGCAAUCCCAGUGGUCCUGCCUGGUCCUGGUGGAUCCUGGCAGUGCUGCCGCUGGAGCGCAAGGCUCAGCUGGCCAUCCUGGGCAUGACCUCCCUGAAGGAGCGCCUGCUUGCCAUUCGGCGAAUAUUAGUCAUCAUCACACGUAAGAUGAAUAGUCGCCAAGAGGUGGUUAAUAACAGGGAAAGAAAUAACUGAUUUUCUCUCUGCGUUGAGGUUUCUGGAAUUCCCUGUGCUGCCGUGAGUGCUGGGAAUGGACGAGCACCCGUCCCCGCCACUGCGCUUUGUAAAAUGCUUGUCGAUAAGGUUGCCAAAUGGAACUCUUGCCAAACGCUGACUCCUGCUCACUAGUUGCAAGUCUGUGCCUGGUGGAAUCUGACCCAGUACACAGUGAGCCUGAAAUUCACAUGGCGCCCGUGGUUGGAAAACCACCUGAGAAAGUCUCCUUGAAGCCAGUGUUUCAGGAAUGCAGUUCACUGAUAAUACAGGGCACCGCGUGCGACUCACAGGAAGCAGAGGUUUCACAAGGAUGGAGGACUCCAUUCCUGAGGAGGAUCUGGCUCUGCCAGAAGGAAUCGAAACACGUCAGUGACCACAGACAGCCGUGGGCGGUGGGGUGGGGGGGGUUCGUGUUUUAAUCUGGAAACAGAUACUAGAGCACAGGCUAACCAAAAAAAAUGCGCUUAGGCUUUGUGUGUCCCUGUGAAGUUAUCUGUGAGAUUAAGGAAUCAAACCAUUGUCCAGUGCAGUAGCCAAAAUUAGUCCUUCCCCAAGAAGUAGCAGUUUUGGGUAGAACUGUGUUUCACGUCUUGCUGUAGUCCCAGGUGUCGUAAACUGCAUGUUGCAAUCCAAUGAAUGUCAAAAUACAAGAUGUAUCUCGGAUAUAGAGAAGUCUGAUAAUAAUCUAGUUAAUUUGAGGCUAUAUAUUUAUACACGCUCAAUGAACAGUCGGCGAGAGUACGUUUAAACUGUAUGUGUGUUGGGAUGUCAGACAUACCGCCAAAGUCGGCCAGAGAGCCCCUGCAAGCAGAGCCCCGUCUCAUUGAUUUAACGGAUGCUAAGCAUUUAAGAGACAGUCCACUUCUCUACGAGGCUUUGCAUUACAGGCUAGGCCCAUCCGUAAAUUUCAAUUUACUAUCCAUCCACUAACAUAUGAAGAUGUUAAAAAAUUGCCAUGCCGGGGUAAUCUGCCUGUUCAAGGGAAAUCAACCAGAAUGUACAAGGAAAGAGAGACUGGCGUGGGAUGUCAGUGUUCAGCAAAUUUUUCUCCAACAUCAACCUAAAUUUUUAUUAGAUCGGUUUUGUGUUUAUCAGACCAAACAUUAUUUAUCAAAGAACAAUAGGUGUACCUUGGUUAAUGCACAGGGAUGACUAUUUGGGGUACCCAGAUGUUCCCGCUGUUCUACCCAGCUGGUGCAGAUAACUGGCUUCCUAGAUUGUGAGGCACACGUUCUUAACCAAAGGAUGAUGAGAACUAAUGAGCAAAUGACAGCUACAAGUUCUGCCUCAUUCAUUCAGAGGAUUCAAUUGUUUCAGUUUUAAGAAAUUUUUCAUAGUACAAAAAUUUUGAUGACAUCACUUCAUCAGUUAUUUUACUAGCAGGACAUUAUAAUCAUUAAUUUUUUUAAUCGUAGGACUUUUCAGUAACUACGAUUGCUUCAUUAUGGGAGUUAGAAAAUACUAGACUCAUUCAACUUAAUUAUAAGGAGAAAGUAUUCACUGACCAAGUGUUUCAAAUGCUGAUUGUGAAUCUCAAAUCUCAUUUUGAAUGUGGUUUAAAGGCAGCUUGGAUUUCUAGGAGAGUGUAUUAAUUCAUGCAUUCACAAUAGUACAUUUCUAAGGCAUGAUGACCUAAUCUGACCACUUCAAUAAAAAAAAAAAAACUGAUUGACAUGCCAGGAAGCCUUUAGUAGAAGUGAUUCAUGAAAAUUAAUAGGUAUCAAUCAUUGUCUGUCUCUUUUUGAAAAAAAAAAAAUUUCAUACCUUUGUUAAGGAUUCUUUUGCUCAAUUCAAAUGGAAAUUGGAAAAAGGCAAAGGGCCACUCCCUUAGUUCUAGUGCUCCAACAUCCAGGUGCCAAUGACUCUCUGCUCUUGAUGUUCAGCUCCAGGCUUUGAGUGCCAGCGAUUCUCAGCUUUUAGUGUUAUAGCUCUGAGCUUCAAGUGCCUGUGGCUCUCGUAUCUCAGAGUAGCCCUGUUCCCUGAGUGCCCGUGCUUCCCAACAGCUGGCAUUAACAGCUCUUGUAGCUGCUGCUGGAAACUCCUCAGCAGCCAGAGUUAGCAGCUCCCGACAGUCUCCCACGGCUCUCUGCUCUCAGCCUUGGUCUGGAGCUCGCCAGCAGUGAUCUGCCUGUGAGGCGUUCUCCAGGCUAGCAGCCCUGGUUACCAGCUCUUACCGCGACCAGCUCAGCCCACUCUACCCAAGAUAGAAAUCAUCUGAAUAAGUCUUUAUUGGGGCUUAUGCUGCAGCAAAGCAGGCAGAGUGGCGAAUGGAAGUCCCAGACUGGCCUGAUAAGACUGAGAAAAGUGCUGCUUAUGUAGCAAAAAAAAAAAAAAAAAAAAAAAAAAAAAAACA
This is a messenger RNA of Ictidomys tridecemlineatus (thirteen-lined ground squirrel), 4263 nucleotides long. It is a transcript of the gene Lonrf2, whose product is annotated as LON peptidase N-terminal domain and ring finger 2. Gene Ontology annotation, molecular function: protein binding; ubiquitin protein ligase activity. NCBI's taxonomy places the organism in Eukaryota, Metazoa, Chordata, Mammalia, Rodentia, Sciuridae. The record is from RefSeq and is a predicted model, not a curated record.